AUGAAAUUAUUCAAAUCAGCAUUGUUAGCAGUUGCUCAGACUCAAUUGGCAUUUUCUUUUAUGAUUGAUAGAAUUGAUUCUUUUCAAUUCAGUGAAGUAGCACCAUACAAGUGUUGGAAAUUUGACAAUAUCCAUGGUGAAACUAAAUUCAAAUUCGAUGUUACUCAUAUGGAAUUAGGUCAGAAAUUACCAGUUAAUGUUCAUGUUAAUGUGGAGCUGAUGCAUUUAGAUAAAGAUCAAGGAGAAGAAGAUUUCACUAUUCAAAGGGAUGCUUAUACCGUGUAUGAAUCUGACAUCAAAGAGAAAGAAGCAUUUGAUGUUUUAAUUGAACAACCAGGUGAAUAUUGUGUCCUGUUUAAUGAAAACUCCGAAUACUAUGGUCCUUUCAAUGCUAAUUUUGAAAUUAUUGAAAAAAUUAAUCCAAUCAAAGUUUCUCAAGAAUUAUUCAACCAUCGUGUUACUGCGCUUAUCGGUGCUUUAGUUAUUGGUGCCCUUGUUGCUCAAUAUAACAUCAAAGAUUUGAAAAACAUGUCACCAAUUUCCAGAAGACUUUUUGUUCUUGUUGUUUUGCAUUUUGCUUAUAACGUCGCUUUAUGUUUCAUUUCCAACCCAGCUAGAAGUGUUCUUUUCCAAAACACUAUUGGUAGUGUUUUGACUUGUUGGAAUACUUACGUGACAAUUAUGAUUUAUUUUGGAAGUGGGUUCAAGAACCUUGGUUACAGAGUUCCUUCCAAUAUGGCCUGGCUCAAGAGAGCAAUUAUGGCUGCACUUGUCAUCACCACCACUGUUUCCACUUCAGUAUUAUCCAACUCUGUUGUUAAAAAAAGCAUUAUGGUAGAUGGUCAACUUCAAGAUAUUUACUUGCACAAGGAUAAUGGUCCAUAUAUUCUGCAACCAUAUCUCCAAUCUCUUGUCAAUGGGGUUGUUUCUGUUCUCGGUGUUGCACUUUUGGUAUGUGUUACCAUUCUCCCAUUCAUCUACGGAUUUGUCAUCUACAAUCGUUUCAGUAAAUCUGGUGAACACGUCAAUCAAGAAUUGAUGAGAAAAACAUUGGUUUUCCAUGGUAUUUAUGCUUGGUUUAUUGGUUCUGCAUUAUACUAUUAUUUUGAUUUUAUGAAAUUAUUUGAAGAGUAUGUCCCAGUUGUUAUUUUAUUUGUCAUCUGGUUCUCUGAAAGACCAUAUGUCGCUCUGAAAGGUUUUGAAGAUUUUGGCAGUUUGAAUGGUAUUAAGGAAUUCUAUUUGUAA
This is a messenger RNA of Candida tropicalis MYA-3404, 1245 nucleotides long. RefSeq lists its product as uncharacterized. The transcript has a single exon. Lineage: Eukaryota; Fungi; Ascomycota; Pichiomycetes; Serinales; Debaryomycetaceae. The record is from RefSeq and is a predicted model, not a curated record. Bases 1 to 1245 code for a protein of 414 amino acids.